Erpetoichthys calabaricus (reedfish) is the source of this 4293-nucleotide messenger RNA. RefSeq names its product paxillin-like. Gene Ontology annotation, cellular component: cytoplasm. Gene Ontology annotation, biological process: substrate adhesion-dependent cell spreading; negative regulation of B cell receptor signaling pathway; transforming growth factor beta receptor signaling pathway. The record is from RefSeq and is a predicted model, not a curated record. Gene Ontology annotation, molecular function: microtubule binding. The coding region runs from base 145 to 1878 and encodes 577 amino acids. The transcript is spliced from 12 exons. Lineage: Eukaryota; Metazoa; Chordata; Cladistia; Polypteriformes; Polypteridae.
UGCCAGCGUUGCUAGCCACGCCCCCACGGGCUACAGGCAGCAGGCAUAUGUGUUCAGAGGUGGCCGCGCGGAAUCACAAGCAGCGGUGUCUCUUCUUGGAAGGCUGUUUUUGUCGCGGGCGCUGAGGAUCCUCGCCAGGAAGACAUGGACGAUCUCGAUGCUCUGCUUGCUGACCUUGAAUCUACAACCUCCCACAUCUCCAAGCGGCCUGUGUUUCUACAGGAGGAGACGCCUUAUUCCUACCCAACCAGUAGCCACAAUUACCAGGAACCUUUAGUACCCCCUCCAGUUCCACCACCUCCUUCAGCAGAAGCUCUAAACGGAACUGUGUUUGACUCAACAGAUCAGUGGCAGAACACAAGAUUUGCAACUCCGCCGCCUGUGAAUUAUUCAACUACUGCGAAAACCUCUGCAUCACUUUCAAGAGAGAGUACCAGCCCCCCUGUACCACGUUCUGCGGAUGAGGACCACGUUUACAGUUUCCCAAACAAGCCAAAGACUACUGAACCCUCCCCAAGUGCCAUGAGUGCCUCUUUGGGCAGCAACCUGUCAGAGUUGGACCGGCUUCUUCUAGAACUUAACACUGUCCAGCACAGUUCUUCUGCUUUCAACCUUACAGAUGACCCUAGUCCACCUUUACCCACUAAUGCUACACAGUAUUCCAUCCAAGAAAAUGGAGGGUCCUUGGGAAAGAAAGGGGCUCUUGGCAAAGAAAAGCCAAAACGCAAUGGAGGACGAGGCAUUGAUGAACUACGUCCCAGUGUAGAAAGCCUACUGGAUGAACUUGAAAGUUCUGUGCCGACUCCCACGCCUGCCUCCUCAAUUGUACAAACUGAUGUAGGUGAUGCCCAGCGAGACGGUGCUACCCAACAGCAUGCCAGAAUAUCUGCAUCUUCAGCCACCCGGGAGCUGGAUGAGCUCAUGGCCUCUCUUUCAGAUUUCAAGUUUCAAAGCAAUGUGAUGCCCUCACCUCUUCUGGGUAGACACCCUAAUCUCCUGAGUUCCCGUCCUCCACCCAGUCCUCCUGUAGCUGACAAGAUCAUGGCUCAAGGAAAGGGGGGUGGCUCUCCACCAUCUGGCCCACCAAAAGGAGGAAACAAGUUGGACAACAUGCUCGGCAGCCUGCAGUCCGACUUGAAUCGACUUGGAGUACAGACGUUGGCAAAAGGGGUCUGUGGUGCAUGUAAGAAACCCAUUGCAGGACAGGUGGUCACUGCCAUGGGUAGAACAUGGCAUCCAGAACAUUUUGUCUGCACACACUGUCAGGAAGAAAUUGGUUCUAGAAACUUUUUUGAACGUGAUGGACAGCCUUACUGUGAAAAAGACUACCACAACCUCUUCUCACCCCGCUGCUACUACUGCAAUGGCCCUAUCCUUGAUAAAGUUGUAACUGCACUGGACAGGACCUGGCAUCCUGAUCACUUCUUCUGUGCCCAGUGUGGAGCGUUCUUUGGACCUGAAGGUUUUCAUGAAAAAGAUGGAAAGGCCUAUUGCCGCAAAGACUAUUUCGACAUGUUUGCUCCCAAAUGUGGUGGCUGUGCUCGUGCAAUCUUGGAAAACUAUAUCUCUGCACUCAACUCAUUGUGGCACCCGGAGUGUUUUGUGUGUCGGGAGUGCUUUACUCCCUUCAUCAAUGGUAGCUUUUUUGAGCAUGAUGGACAGCCCUACUGUGAGGUGCACUAUCACGAGAGACGUGGCUCUCUCUGCUCUGGUUGCCAGAAACCAAUCACUGGUCGCUGCAUCACCGCCAUGUCCAAGAAGUUCCACCCUGAACAUUUUGUCUGUGCCUUCUGUCUGAAGCAGCUCAACAAGGGGACGUUCAAGGAGCAAAAUGACAAACCCUACUGCCAAAACUGCUUCCUGAAACUCUUCAGUUAGGAGUGUGUUGCAGUAAAGCCUGCUGGUCCUAUUGACUUAAGUAAUUCAGGUCAUUUCACACAGGAAGGGAAUAUGGUGCAGGGGUUGUCGCCAUUGUUAGGUGGUCCUUAGUAUAGGGUUGACUGUUUUUCUCCUCCAGUCACAUGUUUAGUGUGUUGGCCACGUGUUUCACUCUUUUCUGUUAAGAGCUGCUUUUCUGUAGGAGAGAGGAGGUGCCAUUUAUAUAUCUGUAUGAAAUUACACUGUGAAAACUCAAUGGGGCAAUUGGGAGGUAUGCUCAGUGCUGGGAUGUUGUUGUAGCUGCAUUGCAAAUGGCAAAAGGCAGUAGCUCUUUGGAGAGGUUUCCCAAGUCCUAGGAAGCGAGUUCAGCUUUUCACAAAGGUGCAUUGCAACAGCUUGUUAUAUCUGCAUAUCAGGGAACCGUUUCUCAAACUGUUUUAACAGUUUUUCUACCUAUUAUAGAACAAUAUUCAGCCAGCAACAACAAAGUAGCAUUUUGAAUGAUAUUUUUAUGGAUGCAGACUCUUCUUUCAUACCUAUUCAGCCAUUUUCCUCAAACACAAUGUACUGUACUUGGUAAACAGGCUGUAAAUGUACCUUCAGGGUUUGUGGAAGUGCCCUUCCCCCCAACCCACCCCCGUAGCAACUGGAUAGUUAUUCAUACAGAGAGUAGCUGUGACAUUUUGUGCAGGUCUGCAGGUCAUCUCUUGAAAGAAGUAGGAUUGCAGGAAAUGCUGAGUAGCUGAGGCAGCCUUCUUUUUCCACAAUUUGGAAAGCACUGGACUCAAUUUCUAACCACCAGCUGCAUGGGGCUAUAAUAUCAGUUUUAGGCAAGCAUCAAAACAAAAAAUGAAAAUCCCCUCCCACACCCACUUCCCCAAUCAGUUAUGACUUGUACAAGUAGUGCCAAAAUGUAUUCUGGUGAAACCAUUUGUAUGGAAAUCAAAUUUUCGGGGUCAGAGUUAAAUACUGGUGCUUUAAAACACCAUUGUCUAAACUUGCUAUCAGCGAAUGUCUGAAGGAAGUCUGUCCAGAAUACCCUUGCCUGGGUAAUGGGUGCUAGUCUUAUUUUUUUAAAUGGCAUUGGGGAAAAUGGAAAUAUACUUUUUUUUUUUUUUUUUUUGUCUAAUGUAUGGGGAUUUAAACCCAUUUGGAUCUGGAAUCCAUAUUCGGACUUGGUGUGCAGCUGUUGCGGCCCUUCUAUUACAUGUUGGAGUCUGAGCUGCCUACCUGUGCGUUUUCAGGUAAAGAUUUGCUGGCUUGUUGAAGUAGAAAGUUCUGGACUCUGACGUGCUUCUUUCAGACCCGCAGGACAUAUCACGCUCAUCAUCUACUGUAGACAGGCGAUUUCAUUGAAGAUUUUUACUCUGCUGUUUGGUGGCUUUCAUAUAAAUCUUUUUGUCUCCUUUUCUCAUUAAAAUGUACAAGUGAAAAAAUAUAUAUAAUUCUAACAUCAAAGAACCACUUUUUAUAUCCCGUCUAAAGAAACUUUUUAUUAAAAAAAAAUAUAUAUAUAUAUAUACAUAUCUACACUCUCCUUCUGAAUGCUAAGAAUACUUUCAUAGACUGAAAAAACAAUUACCUGGGAUUAGCCUGUAAAUCCUUAUAGCACAAGCUGACGUUGCUCUGUACAUGGUAAAUCCCAGGUUAACGUAACAGGACUGAAUUUUGUAACCUUCAAACUGCUGUAUUUUGUACUCCAUUUCUUCUUUAUGAUGGUGUUACAUUUCAAUUGCCAAUAUGAAAUCUAGUAUGCAAGUCUUAAACAAUUACAUGUUUAGAGGGUUUGAGAUCGUACUAAUAAUGCUUGAUUUGUUUGAUUUUUAAAUGUCUAAAGCAGUAAACUCUGGGUCGAGGGCUGGUAAGACUUAAAUGAAUGUGUUGUUGCAAAUUUCCUGGUUACUUAAAACCUGUCAAGUCGUUUUCAUCACACAUUGACUACCAACUGCAAGCAGGCCUGAAGUUAAUGUAGUCUUUUAGCCGUAAAUUUGUUUUUCUUUUUCUUUUGAUACUUGGAAUUGUGUGAUUUGAUUUACCAGAAGCUUGUUACAUCAGCGCCACCUGCUGGCACCUUGCUUUAAGUUUAAACAAUGUCCAUCCAUCCAUUUUCCAACCCGCUGAAUCCGAACACAGGGUCACGGGGGUCUGCUGGAGCCAAUCCCAGCCAACACAGGGCACAAGGCAGGAAACAAUCCUGGGCAGGGUGCCAACCCACCACAGGACACACCCAAACACACCCACACACCAAGCACACACUAGGGCCAAUUUAGAAUCGCCAAUCCACCUAACCUGCAUGUCUUUGGACUGUGGGAGGAAACCGGAGCCCCCGGAGGAAACCCACGCAGACACGGGGAGAACAUGCAAACUCCACGCAGGGAGGACCCGGGAAUUGAACCCAGGUCCCCAGAUCUCCCA